Molecule: messenger RNA, 1842 nt
Organism: Durusdinium trenchii
Lineage: Eukaryota; Dinophyceae; Suessiales; Symbiodiniaceae
Source: the annotation of a GenBank genome assembly
AUGCAGAUGCUGCAGGUUGACCCUCAUUCUGCCAGCGCAGCAGCCAAAGCAGACAACACAGGGUGGCAAAGCGCGACGCAUUUGCUUGCAUCUUUAGUGGGAGCUGAUCUUGAAGCUACAGUCGUCAAUCACAAUAUUUUGCUCAGCUCCUUCGAAAAGGCAUCACAGUGGCAUAAGCCUUUGGUCAUCCUUCACGACAUGGACGCAAUUGCUGUUCAGAAGACAGUGAUUUCCCUUGCGUCAGCAAUCAGUGCAUCUGGGGCUGCUGGGCAUUGGGAGCAGGCCCUGCUAUUGUCAAAGUGGUUGGCACGCGGAGGCUUGCAGCCGAAUUUGAUUUCAAGCAAUGCAGCUGUGAGCGCGUGUGGAAAACAAGGACAAUGGUUGCAAGCUGUUCGCCUUUUGGAUGCGAUGUCUCAGCUCAGUUUGGAGGAAGACGUCAUUUCUAACAACGCUGUAAUCAGCUCUUGCGAGAAGGGUGGCUUGUGGGAUUUGACCUUGGCACGGCUGACACGAUUCAGGUCGUUGCGGAUCAUGACCUCUGUGGUGACCUGCAGUGCCUUGCAUCCCAAGAGAAAUGAAUCCAAUGUGGAGCAGCUGCUGCGCGAGUGGGACUCCAUAAAGAGAGUCACCUCGCAGAACAUCGCUCCAGCAGUGCUGCUAAGCGAGAAGGAACGAAUGGCCAUGGAGAGUGCCAUGGAUGAUGCGGAGCUGCUGGCGCUGAAACACGCUGAGAUCAGCGGGUGGUUUUUUGACCGGCGGACCGGCUGUCGGUGGCCGGCGGCGCAAGUUGCUGAACUCUGCAGGGGCAAUUUAGCUGAAUGGAUGGCGUGGGCCUUUUUUCAUUGCACACCUGCAGAGGUACCUGCUCAAAGACGCCAAGAGCUGGAGCAGCUUAUAGAUGAAGGUGCCCAAUGGGCUGGUGUGGACUUCCCACGGGGCUACAACCCGCAUGUGCAAGCAAUGCGCUUGACUAUGGAUCCAAUCCCAUCGGAGCAGCGACCGCUGAUCUACUACAUUGUGACAGCUUUGGCCAUGCCAGUGGUCAACACCUACAACCUCGAGAAUCUCGGAUUCCGCCGGCACAGGAGUGGAACUCUUUGGUACUGGUUGCGGCGUGGACGAGGGAAGAGUUCACAGCCACCUAUAGUUUUUUGCCAUGGCGUCGGUGUGAAUUUGCUCCCAUACGUCCACUUCAUCACUGAGCUUUUGAGGCAAAUGCCCAAAGGCAAAGACAUUUUCCUGGUCUCCUUGCCUCAUAUCUCCAUGCGCAUCAAAGAGGAUGUUCCUUCCUCUACUGAAAUGGUCGCUUGCUUGCGCGACAUGCUGCUGAGUUGGGACCACACAUUUGCCCAUUUCGUGGGUCACUCCUUUGGGUCGAUCGUGGUGGCUUGGAUGUGCAGAAAUGCCAAGGAGACAGUUAGCGUCGCUACCUUUCUUGAUCCUGUGUGCUUUCUACUCAUCAAGCCAGAUGUUUGCUACAACUUCAUGUACCGGGAGCCGCAGACAGCCACUCAGCUGCUCAUGCACUACUUCGUCGCCCGCGAGCUGUACAUUGCGCACAGUCUUUCCCGAAACUUUUUCUGGUAUCAGAAUUUGCUGUGGCCAGAGGAGCUGCAAGUACCUUGCAUGGUCAUGCUCUCGGGAGAGGAUUCAAUUGUGCCUGCACACUCCGUCCGACGCUUCCUCACUGGUUGGAUACAGCAACGCGGUGGGGAUGCAUUCAGGCUCCUUUGGUUUCCCAGCAUGGGGCAUGGAGAAAUGAACUUUGGCCCCGUUGGGUUGGCAGCGUGCAAGCGGAUUGUUGCGGAGAUGAUGUCACUUGAAGCGCAGCUUCGAGUGUAG